AUGCAGCCUCUGCUCAGACUCCAACGGUACCGAGCCCUUUGGACCUCCUGGCUGUCCUGCUGUCCGCUGCACCUCCAUCCCAGGCACAUGGUCCAACAGGCUUUCUUAGUGAGCAAGGAUCCAGAAAUGCGCAAAGUUAACUUUGCCAAGGAUGUGCUAGAUCACAUAGCGGGCUCAUAUGGAAAUGGCAAGAAAGCCCUGACCCCAGCUCUGUGGUGGGUUAGUGACGAAGGCAAUGAGGUGAAGUGGAAUUACCAAGAGUUAGGCGAUUUCACCCGCCAGGCGGCCAAUGUCCUCUCAGAUGCCUGUGGCCUGCAUCGAGGAGAUCGUGUGAUUGUGAUUCUACCCCGGAUUCCUGAGUGGUGGCUGACAACUGUGGGUUGCAUUCGAGCAGGACUUGUGUUCAUUCCAGGCACCACUAUGCUGGUAGCCAAAGACAUUCUCUACCGACUGCAGAUCUCAAAGGCCAAAUGCAUCAUAACCAGUGAGGUUUUGGCUCCUACUGUGGAUGAAGUGGCACCUGACUGCCCUGCUCUGAAAGUCAAACUCCUAGUGUCAGAAAAUAGACGUAAUGGAUGGAUGGACUUCAGAUCACUAUUACGCGAGGCCCCCACCACCCACAGCUGUUGUAGGAGACGGAUGAGUCACGAUCCGAUAGCUAUCUAUUUCACCAGUGGGACCACUGGAGCCCCCAAAUGGCUGAACACUCCCCUGGGAGCCAUUGGCGCUUCAAAUCCAGGGAUUUUAAGCAUGACUAGAAAUUGGAUUGAUUUGCAAGCCUCAGAAAUGAUGUGGUGUAUAUCAGAUACAGGUUGGAUCCUGAACAUAUUGGAGGCAUUUCUGGAUCCCUGGACAUCUGGAGCAUGCUCUUUUAUCCACCAUUUGCCAAGGACGGACCCAAUAGUUGUCAUCAAUACUCUGUCCAAAUAUCCCAUCAAUGUCAUGCUGGCGCCUCCUAUGUUAUACCGGAUCCUGCUAAAACAAGAUCUCACCAGUUACAAGUUCCCAAGCCUUCGCUCCUGCAUCAGCUCUGGAGAGACCCUCCUCCCUGAAACCUUGCACAAGUGGAAGAUGCAAACUGGGCUAAAUAUCAAGGAAAUCUACGGCCAGACAGAAACUGGUGUCACUUGCAGGUCCAGCUCAAAGGAAAGCAAGCCUGGCUUCAUGGGAAAGGCAGUACUGAGUUAUGACGUCCAGAUUAUUGAUGAGAAUGGUAAUGUCCUACCUCCUGGCACAUUAGGAGAAAUAGGCAUCAGAAUCAAACCCAUCAAGCCUAUUGGUUUCUUUUCUGGCUAUGUGGACAAUGCUGAGAAAACAGCUGCCAAUAUCAUAGGGAACUUCUGGCGCAUGGGGGACCUUGGAAUCAUGGACAAAGAUGGGAAUUUCCAGUAUAUUGGGAGAGCUGAUGAUGUCAUCAACUCAAGGGGGUAUCGAAUUGGUCCUUCAGAGGUGGAGAAUGUCUUGAAUGAACACCCAGCUGUGGUAGAGUCAGCAGUGAUCAGCAGCCCAGAUGCCAGUCAAGGAGAGGUAGUGAAGGCAUUUGUGGUACUGAAACCUAAGUUUGAGUCUUAUGACCGAGAUGAGCUCAUUCGAGAGCUACAGCAGCAUGUAAAGACUUCAACUGCCCCCUACAAAUACCCCAGAAAGGUGGAGUUUGUUUCAGCACUGCCCAAGACUGUCACUGGAAAAAUCCAACGGGCAAAGCUGCGAAAGGAUGAAUGGAAGCAAACAACUAGUACCAAUGGUGUCCUCAGAUCCCAAUGAUAUUACACACCGUUUUCUAUCCCCAAAAAGAACAGGGUCCCUUUCCUACCUCAGUCCCUAUUCUAGGACAGGUAUAAUCAAGCUAGACUACUGAUUCACGCUCAGGGGUAAAAUUCAUUAAAGGAUACUAACUCAAAAUUAUACUCCCUUCAAACUUCACAAUCCCUAUGGCAAUUAUUCAUGGUAGUCAGGAAUCUUAUUACCUGGAGGGAGGCAGGAGCUCAGAUCAAACUUUUGAGUCUUUGAAUAAUUUUUUAACAUAAUAAAAAAGUGCCUGUUUAAAACCCAAAGCAAGCAUUAUAUGCAAUGAAGAAAUAAUAGAAUCUUUCCUAAUCAAUUCAGGAGUAAAGCAAGGAUGAAAUCUUUCCCUGUUGUUAUUUGAAAAGUCCUAUAAAUGCUAGUGAUAGCAAUGAGAGAAAGACAUUAAAGGCAUAAAGACAGGCAAAGAGAAGACAAAACAAUACCUAUUUUCUAAUUAAAUUAUAAUUAACUUAGAAAGUCCUGGGGAAUCAGCAAAGAAACCAAUUGAGACAAUUGCCUCAGAAAUGUUGCAAGUUACAAAGUAAACACACAAAAAUCAAUAGCCUUUCUAUAUAAGAACAAAAUUCGUGAGGUAACAAUAAAAAAGCUAAGUUCCAUUCAAAACAUGUACAAAGCUCAUUAAAUAUUUAGGAAUAAACCUACCAAAGUACACUAAAUGCUUCUAUAGAUUCAAUUACAAAAUGAUCCUUAAAGAAAUAAAGAACUAUUUAAAUAGUUGAAGGAUAUGCAGGGCUUGUGGCUGGGUGGUAUAAAUGUAAUAAAAAUGAUAAUACUACCAAAGCUAAUUAACAAACAUAAUGUUAUGCCAAUCAAACUACCAAAGAGGUACUUGAUUUUUUUUCUUUUUCAAUUAAAAGCAUUUGUUUUUUCUCCCUCCAAUCUCCCCAUUCAUUGAAGAGAAAAGA
This is a messenger RNA of Dromiciops gliroides (monito del monte), 2711 nucleotides long. RefSeq names its product acyl-coenzyme A synthetase ACSM2A, mitochondrial-like. Gene Ontology annotation, cellular component: mitochondrial matrix. The record is from RefSeq and is a predicted model, not a curated record. Gene Ontology annotation, molecular function: fatty acid ligase activity; fatty-acyl-CoA synthase activity. NCBI's taxonomy places the organism in Eukaryota, Metazoa, Chordata, Mammalia, Microbiotheria, Microbiotheriidae. Gene Ontology annotation, biological process: fatty acid biosynthetic process; acyl-CoA metabolic process.